AUGAUACAGAAGGAAGGAGUUGUAAAGGAAUGCAUUAAAAAUGAACAUAAAGGUUAUUAAAUUCUUGCUGUGGACCUUUCAGAGGAGUUAAAUAAAGAAAAUGAUCAAAAAAAAUACUAUUGUGUGAAAUGUUUAAUUGAGAAAAUUGGAAUUAAAAAGAUUGUUCUUUAUGAAGAAGCAAUCAAAAAUAAUGAAAUUUUAAAUGAAUAGUUACAGAAAACUAAUAAUCAACAAACUUAAGAAAAGUUAGACUAUUUUACAAAAUUAUAAACAUAGUUUAAAUUAGUUGAAGAAAGAUUCUAAAAAUCUAUUUAAAGUGUUUUUAAUUAUAUAGAGUCAAAGUUAAAAGCUACAUAAUAAAAAAUUGAAAAAGUUCCUGAACCUACAAUAUUGGAUGAUAGUAUUAAAUUAUUGUAAAAUUGUUAUGAGGAAGAUGGUAAAUUUGUUAUUCCUUCUCCUGAUUUAGAUCUAAAAAAAACUUAUGAUUUUUCCCAAUACAUGCUGAAAUUUAGAUAAUUAAUAUCGAAUUCUGAAUAAAUAAUUGAGGAAGAAACAGGCAUAUAAACAAUCGAACUGAAGUAAUAAAUUAAUUUAUUGUUUGAUGAUAAACAAAAAAGAACCCCAGCAGUAAAUUUGAUAUGUGAAAGUCAUAAUAUGGAGAUUAUUAUGUUUAACUUAAAUCAAACAGAAUUUGAAUAAACAAACCCAUUUUUAUGUGUUGAAUGUGCAUAAGAUCUUUUAAUUAGAGGGAAUAAUGCUAUUGCUAAAACAAUAUCAUUAAUAAAGGCAGAAGAAAAAUGGAAUGAGUACAUUAAAGAUCAGAGCGAAAAAAGAUCAUAACGGCAAUCAAGACUUGGUUCAGCAAUUGGAUUCAUUAAAAAAUUAUAAGAAAAGUAUAAUUAUGAAUUGAAUAAAAUGAUUUAAUCCUUAAAUGAUUAAUUAAAACAAUAGCCUAAAUAUUACGAAUAACUUAAGAAAUUGAAAACAACUAGAUUAUAAAAUUAAGAUAAACAAAGUCUUCAUGAAAUUGUUAAAAUUCUUGGUUAAACUGAUUAAUAAAAAAGAUGUGAAUAAAUUUCAAAUUAAGAAGAUUGGCAAUUUUUCGAUAAUCAAAAGAAAGUAUUAGAAGAGUUAAUUAAAGAAAACUUACUAGUAGAAAAUUAAAUGUAAUGGCUCUAAAACUUUAAUGCAUGUAUUUAUUUAGAGCCCCAAGAUUAUAGUGAUGAUUGCAAAGAUACCAGUCAAAAUGACCUAGAAAUAUUAGAAUUUCUUAAAAGAUCCUCUAUCUAAGAUUAAUAUUUUUCCUUCUUUGAAAAUUCCUUUAAUUCUUUAAGGAAAUUUGAAUAAGAGGAACAGGCAUUAAAAUAAAAAGGAAAACUUGAAAAUUUAACAUAGCUAAAACAGGAAACAGAAUCUGAUUCAAUUUUAUUAUAAUAAGAUUUGCAAGCUAAAUUGAAAAGUUUAAUGAAUGUUGAUGAAUUAUAAACUUCUAAAGAAUAAUAUGAAAAAUUAUUACUAUUAGAGAAUCAAUAUAAAAAGAAAAUUACAGAUUUGGAAUUUCUUAAUAAAAAAUAGAAAACUGAGAUUGAAAACGGUUUAAUUCAAAUAGAAAAACUUAAUAAUUUGUUAGCACAGAAUAAAAAUCAAAUAACACAGAAUAAAAAUCAGUAUUUAGAAUAGAUCUCAGAACUAAAGCAAGCUUAUUCAUUUUCUGAGUUGUCUUGGUCAACAGGAGAUACAAGAAUACUGUUAAACGAUUAUGCCUAAAAAAUUUACAGAAAAAUAGAAGAAAGAACUAGAAGAACCAUUAAAAAAAAAUACUUGAUAGAUUCUUCUUACAAUUGUAAUUAAAAUACUUUCAGUGCGUUGAUGAGUAGAAUAAAUAAAAAGUCUAAUUUAUUAAUGAUUUUUAAAUCAAGAACUUAAUAUAUUUUUGGUGGAUUUUCACCUUGUUAAUGUUUAAUAAGUGGAAGUUGGCAAACUGACGAAUAGCAAUAAUCAUUUUUAUUUUCGUAGACUCACGAUGAAAUUUAUACUUAAAAAGACAAAAGUUAUACAAUGUUAUUUUGUUAAUCCCAGAUACAAUAUGGGUAUUAGGAUAUAAUUAUCAUGAAUGAUUUUUAGAAAGGUUCAUCAAAUUUAGGAUAUGCCUAUUAAUUUAGUCAAUAUGGAUAAGCACAUGCAAAAAAUCAUUUAUUCGGAUCACCUGAGCCAAAUAUUAUGUAAUUUGAGGCUAUUAUGUUAAUAUUUGCUUGA
Paramecium tetraurelia is the source of this 2256-nucleotide messenger RNA. RefSeq lists its product as uncharacterized. The record is from RefSeq and is a predicted model, not a curated record. Lineage: Eukaryota; Ciliophora; Oligohymenophorea; Peniculida; Parameciidae. The transcript has 3 exons.